AUGUUGACUGGAGUAGCUGGUAAAUCUGGGCAUGACUCACAUGUCAACGCGCUUGUCGUCUCCUCAGAUGGGCGGUGGGUAGCGACGGCCUCCGGCGAUUCCACGAUCAUCCUCUGGGAUGCCCGAAAUGCGUGCAUAUCGCAAGAGUGGUUCGCCCACGACAACAGAAAGGUCUGGAACCUCGCAUUCUCACCGGACGGUCAACAACUCGCGUCCGCAGGUGGAGACGGGAAGGUGGCGAUCUGGGACAUCAGCGGCAGCUCGCACCAAGUCACCACCGUCAAGGCCCAGGGUCGCACUGGACGCACUCCCGCAUUCAAUCGCUGGAGCACGCACGUCGCUGUUGGAUAUGAAGAUGGGAAGAUUCGCGUAUGGGACCUAGCGACUAGACAGGGGCCUCUGCUCUGGAAGGCGCACAACUAUGAGGUCAAGGUUAUGGUGUUUUCCCCGGACGAUCUGCUGCUGCUCUCAGCCUCGACAGGCGAGACAGUGAAGAUAUGGAAUGCGCGCACUGGUGACAUGGUCCAGUCGUUCGAAGGACACGAAUCAAGGGUCAACAUGGCACGCUUCUCCCCGUGUGGGAAGUUUGUCGCCUCCGCAUCUGACGACAAGACGGUGAGGGUGUGGAGGACGAACAACGCAUCGUGCUUGGCGACGCUCUCCGACCACGGUGACGAGGUCACGCAUGUUGCGUUUACUCCUGACGGGACAAUGUUGUGGUCUGCAGCGUGCAAUGGAACUGUCUUGGGUCGUCGGCUACAGGACAUCAUUCCGGAUGACAUCAUUUCAUAG
Messenger RNA from Dichomitus squalens LYAD-421 SS1, 792 nucleotides. Its product is annotated as WD40 repeat-like protein. Bases 1 to 792 code for a protein of 263 amino acids. The transcript is spliced from 2 exons. NCBI's taxonomy places the organism in Eukaryota, Fungi, Basidiomycota, Agaricomycetes, Polyporales, Polyporaceae. The record is from RefSeq and is a predicted model, not a curated record. Gene Ontology annotation, molecular function: protein binding.